AUGUCUGAGGUUUACGAUCUUGAAAUUACAACAAAUGCUACCGAUUUUCCAAUGGAGAAAAAGUACGCAGCCACUAUUUCGCUGAAUGAUUUGAAAAAGAAACUCGAACUUGUCGUUGGAACCACCGCCGAGUCGAUGCGAAUCCAAUUGUUUGAUGGAGAUGACCAACUGAAAGGCGAAUUGACCGAUGGAUCUAAAAGUUUGAAAGACUUGGGAGUUCGCGACGGCUACAGAAUUCACGCAGUCGAUGUAACCGGAGGAAAUGAAGACUUCAAGGACGAGAGUAUGGUGGAGAAGUAUGAGAUGAGUGACGAUGCCUACGACAAGAGAACCGACAGUGUUCGUGCGUGGAAGAAGAAAAUGCAAGAGGAACAAGGAGGAGGAGCAGUGCCAGUUGAGAAGGAAGGCGACACGGCGAACGAAAAAGCAGCUAAAGGAAUCAAAAUCGGAGAUCGGUGCGAAGUCACCGUUGGAGCUCACAUGGCACGUCGUGGAGAAGUGGCGUUCGUUGGAGCCACGAAGUUCAAAGACGGGAUUUGGGUUGGCGUCAAAUACGAUGAGCCCGUAGGAAAGAACGACGGCUCGGUGACUGGAGUUCGAUACUUUGAAUGCGAACCGAAAUAUGGAGGAUUCGUUCGACCUGUUGACGUCAAAGUUGGUGACUACCCUGAACUCUCCAUCGACGAAAUUUAA
Caenorhabditis briggsae is the source of this 693-nucleotide messenger RNA. Gene Ontology annotation, biological process: cytoplasmic microtubule organization; post-chaperonin tubulin folding pathway; tubulin complex assembly. Gene Ontology annotation, molecular function: alpha-tubulin binding; microtubule plus-end binding. Gene Ontology annotation, cellular component: microtubule plus-end; nucleus; cytoplasm. The transcript is spliced from 4 exons. The coding region runs from base 1 to 693 and encodes 230 amino acids. Lineage: Eukaryota; Metazoa; Nematoda; Chromadorea; Rhabditida; Rhabditidae. The record is from RefSeq and is a predicted model, not a curated record.